GUGGCGAAGUUCAUCUUGUCUGAAAUCCAGAAGCAACAUCAGCGGUUUUCUUUGGGCAGUGCGUCGGCAGCCUUGGCAGACCGUGCAUCCGGGUCCAGUGCGGCAGGAGUGGCAAUCCCAGAUGAUGAGCCUCCUCCCAAGAUGUACAACGGGUUCACGCUGUACAUGGCGAACUGCUUGCAGAACAAGGUGACAAAGCCAAGCGAAACUGCAGAACAAGAGAUGCGUCAGCGUGCGCAGAUUGUGAAUCAGACCGAGCGGGAGCAUCAGAGUGCAAUGUUGGCCGCUCGUGCCAACGAUGCUACUGAGCUGGUUCCGAAUGCUGAUGAGCCGUGUGAGCGGCCACACAACGUUAAAGCAUUCGAUCUUGCCGGGCUGUCAGACACGAACUUCGCUAUAAGUGAGGAGUCACUGAAGGGGGCCCGAAAGGCAUACCGUGGCAAUUGGAUCCAAGACAAGCACCGCGAAUUUUGUGCGGCGUAUGGCUCCCUGACUGUUCGCGCAGGCCAGGGUACUGAGCAGGAGGAUGACGGUCCAGUGCCAGAAUCUGCGUGUCAGUUCCUGUAUUGUCCGGGAGUGUGUAGACAAUCUGUUGCAGCUAUUGGAGGACAGUACGACACGUUUCAGGCGGAGUGCAACGCUUUGCUCAGGCGUCUGAGAUCUAUCAGACGGGAAAAGGGAUACUUGCCGUUGCACGGCGUUCUGAUGGUGAUGGACAACCAACACAAGACGAUUCUGCAAGUCCACCUGCUCACUCAGAUCUCCUUUUCUCCUUUUGACUUUUCAGCGUUGCAGAUGAGGCUUCCACCGAACGGUUCAUUACCAAUGUCGGUGGACACUGACAUUUCCGGUGUUGGUCAGAGUGUGAGUGUAGUUUUGCGUAACAAGGCCAAGCUUUUGUAUGAGCUCGCCUCGAUGCCGGGAUGUGUCCUGGCCACCACAAACCACAAAGCUGUGUCUUUGCGAACCAUCUUACUCGAUGGUGAUGUGGAAAUGUUGUCUGAUAUACGUGCGGGUGGGAGCGGUGGUGCGAGUGGCCGUGGCCGCAUGGGGUGUGACUCGGACAGUGACAGGGAUGAAUCGAUCAUUGAUCAACUUCAAGGGAUGUUGAAGCGUGCAACCCGUGGACAAGUAGCCCCGAAACAACAGCCUCAGAAGAGGAAACGUGCCAACGUACCCUCCAGCCACACUGUGCGUAAGAAGCCUCGAAGAUCGACUGCAUAUGACGCAGCAGGCCAACCGAUUCAUGAUCUGGCCAGCCAGGUAGACCGAGAGAUCGAGGCAACGUGGAUUGAUGCAGCCAUCGGAGAAGCUGGCGACAUGCCAACUGCGGCUGUUGCACAUGAGCCUGCUUCGUCAUCAAGGGCUGCUCCUGCUCCACAACAGGUAUCGGGGCAGGAAUCAUCGCAAACAGUAGCAGCUGACCAGCGUCGUAAGCCGUGGAAGGAUGAGAAAGGUUACUGUUUUGCUAUGGUACGCUCUGAUUCUGGUGAUGUUCGACACAAGCAUUUGGGUGGCUUCGCCUGCAUUAGCGCAACCCGAUAUCAUGUGCAGUCACAGACAUUGUUCCAGCGCUGUGUGUGCCAGGUGACAGUGACGGUGAUAGCUCAAUCACAUGUCGCGUUCAACAUAUGA
Messenger RNA from Symbiodinium necroappetens, 1635 nucleotides. The record is from the annotation of a GenBank genome assembly. NCBI's taxonomy places the organism in Eukaryota, Dinophyceae, Suessiales, Symbiodiniaceae.